AUGAUAAAUAAUAAUGUCCAUCAAUAUUGGCGAUUUGAAUUGAUUCUUAUUUUUCUAGUUUUAGUUUCAUUCAUAUUUUUAUAUUGUUAUUAUAAACGAAAUGUUAAACUUUUACAACAAAGAAAAGACAAUGAUGUUCGACAAGUACUUAUAACAAUACAAGAACGUUUUAAAAAGAAUCCACUAAUAUUAUCUAAUAAGGAUAUUUGUAAAUCAUCAUCACAACACAAUAGAUCUGUUGAACAGAUGUUUAAUACACGUUUAGAUGGGACAAUAUCAAUAUUAAAUAAAUAUGAUCCAAAUAAGUUGAUUCAAACACUACCUAAUAUUUCAUUUAUAACUACAGAUAAAUCAAAACAAAUAGAUUAUUCAAUUCGAUCUCAAAAUUCUACUGAUAUAAACCUAAUAAAAAAUAAAAAUAUUGUAUUUAAUAAAAACCAUCUUUCUAAUAACGAUUUAAAACCUAUUAAACAAAUUAUUAUUGAUCUUGAACCAAAUGUUCAUAUGAUACCAUCAACUCCAUCAUGUACAUCGUCUAUUGAUGAAAAUUCUAAUCUAGCAAAAAAUAACUAA
This is a messenger RNA of Rotaria sp. Silwood1, 573 nucleotides long. Lineage: Eukaryota; Metazoa; Rotifera; Eurotatoria; Philodinida; Philodinidae. The record is from the annotation of a GenBank genome assembly.